AUGGAGGCCAAGCCGGCAGUCAUGCUUUCACCGCUAUUCGACCCGCGGCUUAUGUGCAAGUUCAAAGAAUCGCUGGCGUACCUCAUGAGCGCACGACAGUCAAUAGAGCAACACAAGGACCUGAUCUUCGCUGGAGAUCUCCGCGACCUUGUCUAUGAUUUUGCCGACGUGGUACGAGACCUUGACGAGCCUGUCUCUGCGGAACAAUAUCUGCGCAAAGAAACCGGGUGGCAGGACUCGAAUCGGCAGGGGUUUGAUUUGGACCAAAAAUGA
This is a messenger RNA of Anthostomella pinea, 273 nucleotides long. Lineage: Eukaryota; Fungi; Ascomycota; Sordariomycetes; Xylariales; Xylariaceae. The record is from the annotation of a GenBank genome assembly.